AUGUCAGGAAGCUUGGGAACUUGCGCCGCUUGCUUGCGCCGCGCCUUGCAAGCAUCGACUCGCAGAACCGCCAUCCUACCAGCAGCUCCUCUACAGGCCAGCAGACGGUAUGCCUCUACAAUAGCAUCCACAAUCGCUGAACGGACCGAUGCUCCACGGAACCUCAUCUUGGAGCCGGUCGAUUCCGAAGUCUCCAACAAGAAGAACCAGGAGCGGCUGGAGCGCAUUGUGAAGAAGGAGCUGGCGCAUAUGAACACGGACGAUCCAUGGAAGAUUGCGCAAUACGUGGAAAAUGCCCUCGCCACUGACAGGUUUGAAGAAGCCUUGCUCUUGACAAAGACUGCGGGCAAAGAUCGCCAGGUUGUCGUGGCCUGGAACCACCUCAUCGGCUAUCUGCUGGGCAAGCAGAAGCUGAGAGAAGCGAUCAAGCUGUACAAUGAUAUGAAAAAAAGAGGACAGCUACCCAAUGUCCAGACUUUCACAGUCAUUUUCCGAGGCUGCGCUCAAUCGCAGCAUCCCAAGCUUGCGGUGGCUGAAGCUGUCAGGCUCUACAACGUCCUUCUCAAGGACAAGCGCCUGCAGCCAAACUCCAUACACAUGAACGCUGUUCUCAACGUUUGCGCGAGAGCCGGUGACCUCGACUCCAUGUUCCUCAUCGCGGAUACUGCCAAUGAGUCUACCCGCGCCCCUACGUCAUAUACGUAUACCACCAUCCUAAAUGCCUUGCGGUUUCAGGCAAUCCGCGACGGAGAAGUCAAGGAUAUCACGCCGGAGCAACAAGCUGCAAAUUUGCAAAAAGCUGUGGAUCGCGGAAAGAGUAUUUGGACCGAGGUCAUUGACCACUGGAGACAAGCCCGGUUGGUCAUUGAUGAAGAGCUGGUGUGCUCCAUGGGCCGUUUGCUUCUCCUUGCUCCUAAGCGGGAAGACAAGAGGGAGGUACUCAACUUACUACAACAGACCAUGAGCAUCCCCAAUCUCGCUCAGGACACCACCAUGGAUGCAUUCCAAGACUCUGAGAUGCAGAAAAUCUCUGUUACCGGCGCUGCAAAGAAGGUGCCUUCGACUAGAGCCGUAUAUGCUAUCCCUAGCCGAAACACCCUGGCUCUGGUCUUGACGACUCUGGCCUCCUCAAAGCUCACCACAUGCGGCAUCAAAUACUGGAACUUGUUGGUUCGCCACUAUGGUAUUAUACCGGACAACGACAAUUGGCUGCGCAUGUUUGGCAUGCUCAAGGUUGCCAAAGCCAGCGCUCACGCCUCCUCUAUCCUGAGCCUUGUUCCCGACGAGUUCAUCGACGCCAAGCACUACGAGAUCGCCAUGGAGACUUGUGUCCGCGACAACAUCAACCCCAAUGCCAUUGCCAAUUCAAACCGAGUGCUCGAGUCCAUGCUUGAGCGCCUUUCCGUCCCGGGUUUGCACGCUCUUCGCAUGUACUUGCGUGUUGCCCUCGUCAGCCAUUUCCAGUUCCGCGAAAGAGUCGAAAAGGGCGAUAAAGAAGGCGCCAAACGUGACUAUGGGCUGCAGAUAACAACUGCCCUCGCACAUCUCUGGGAGCCUUACAAAAAGGCUCACUAUCACUUCUUCAAAGAGAUUCCGAAAGGUAAUGAUUCCAGUUCAGGAGCAGUCUACAACAGUCAGCGCGAGGUCAUUGCCCUGGCACGCCUCAUGUUCAGCGCAUUCAACAAGGUCAUCUACGAGGAGAUGCUCCCCGAGAAGGACGCCAAGGAACUCCGCUCAGUUGGCGCAAAGAUUAACCGCGAGAUUCAAAAGUUUUACUCGGGCCGUGAUGAAAGAGAGCCCAACGUGCGAAAGGCUCGCCGUGGCGGUCCGGAUCAGGCACGAGAUGCUGCUGAGCCACAUGAGGAGGAAAACAUCAGUGAAGAGGACAGACUGAAUAGCGGGUUCAGGCCAGGAGGCGACUUUGUCUGGAAUACGACAAGACAAGCUCCAGUAGAAGAGGAGAGGCAGCCCCGGAGGCCUUGGGAUGCCGGCAGGACAAGACAGCCCCGAGAGGAGGAAGACAGGCGGCCUAGAAGGUCGUGGGAUGCCAGCAGGCCAAGACGAUUCCAGGAUGAAGAGAGGCGGCCUAGGAGAUAUGGGGAUGCUACCAGGAGGCAGAGGACGUAUUAA
Molecule: messenger RNA, 2130 nt
Organism: Trichoderma gamsii
Lineage: Eukaryota; Fungi; Ascomycota; Sordariomycetes; Hypocreales; Hypocreaceae
Exons: 2
Coding region: 1-2130 (709 amino acids)
Molecular function (GO): protein binding
Source: RefSeq, a predicted model, not a curated record